Molecule: messenger RNA, 545 nt
Organism: Limulus polyphemus (Atlantic horseshoe crab)
Lineage: Eukaryota; Metazoa; Arthropoda; Merostomata; Xiphosura; Limulidae
Product: protein obstructor-E-like
Exons: 3
Coding region: 57-545 (162 amino acids)
Cellular component (GO): extracellular region
Molecular function (GO): chitin binding
Source: RefSeq, a predicted model, not a curated record
GCUUUCACUCGGGUGACUUUCCUUCCUUGGUCUCACAGCUAGAAGGCAGACGAAAGAUGGCGUUUUCUCUAGGGAUCAUUCUGUUGCUGGUAAUUCCGGCUUAUUGUACCUACGUGGGAAAUGAAGUGCCACUAGGGGGCCCACCAAGCGUUUGUCCUGAACUCGGAGUUUUUGCUUAUGCGCAUGAACAAGCCUGUGACCAGUUUUAUUUGUGCCAAAAUGGGACCUUUUCAAGUGAAACCUGCCCCAAUGGACUUGCCUUUGCUGCUGAUGGAAAAGUUGUCCAAUUCUGCACGUACCCGUGGCAUGUAAAGUGUGGAGAUAAAACUAUGCCGGAUCCCAUUCCGUCCGAUCAAUGCCUUUGGCAGUUUGGACUCUUCCCAAUUGAUGAUGCUUGCAACUCUCAGUAUUUCAAGUGUGCCUGGGGGAUUCGCUACGUAACCGACUGUGAUGAGGGUUUGGUCUAUGAUGAUACCAAAAAGGCAUGUAAUUGGCCAGAUCUGUUGGGAUGUAACAGUGAAGGUAUGAAUAGGUUUUCACUUUGA